This is a messenger RNA of Lytechinus variegatus (green sea urchin), 1656 nucleotides long. RefSeq lists its product as uncharacterized. The coding region runs from base 36 to 1010 and encodes 324 amino acids. The record is from RefSeq and is a predicted model, not a curated record. Lineage: Eukaryota; Metazoa; Echinodermata; Echinoidea; Temnopleuroida; Toxopneustidae. The transcript has 2 exons.
AAUUAACCACGCUCGAAGUCAUCGAGUCCGCUGCCAUGUCGAAAUCGGAUCCGACGACGGCAUCGGCAGCAGAUGCCAAGCGAUCCCGCCUCUUCUUCAUUUGCAUUCCAAGGUCUGGGUCGACAUCACUCCUAAAAUGUUUGAGCUUCAUUGACGGGCUCGAGGCGUGGUUCGAGCCGUAUGUCAUCGCCAAGAUCGCUCUUCAACUGUACAAGGCAGACAAGGGGAAAGAGCUACCGACGGACUGGACAGAAGAGUACCGAGCAGAGUUUGACCACGCUGCUCAAUUAAUACAUAACAUGAAUAAUCUUCCCUUAGUAGAAGGACAGAAAUAUUCAUUUUCGGACCUGAAAGAAUGCCUUGGAAAUCUUGAAAGCUCCAAGGUCGUCGUCAAAGACAUGGGCGGAUCAUUCUGCGGUAAUCGAAAACGAUACCUUCCUUCCCGUGACAGUGGCUUCAGGUAUGUCUUCAUCAUCCGAGAUCCUCAACUUGCGAUCUCUUCCUACAGAAGAGCCACCCUGCAAACAUCUCUCACCUUACCCGGUCACCUCGUUGGCAAAACAGAAGAGAACUUUGAUCUCCUCGUCGAUGAUCCCUACUACUUCUCUUCCGGUGGCAAUUACUUCAACAUCCAUGCGGCCUGGAAGUAUGUACGAGAAAACCUUGACCCAGACCCGUUGAUCGUAGAUUGUGAAGACUUGAUGGCCAACCCAAAGCCAUACCUACAGAAGAUCUGUGAGGUUGGAAGGUUGGAGUUCCAAGAUGGACUUUUAAAAUGGGAUGCUUCCAUCGAUAUCAUCAAGACCUGGAAGAAUCCUGGGGGAGUGCCGAAGAUGCUGUCAACUGGUCUUGGGUAUUUCCAUCGAACAGCCAUCAACAGCUCUUGCUUUCAUUUCAGUAAGAAGGAGAAGCCUCCACUCUCAUCUGCAACUAAAGAUAUACAGAGGGCCGUUGCCAAAGGAACAGAGUAUUACAAUGAAAUGUAUGAACUGCGAUUUAAGCCUUUAUGAAAAUUCAAGGUAACAUGAUUACAGGUAAAUUAUCACAUUCAUACAAAUGAGCUCCGUGAACUUUCUUUGUUUUUAAUUGUUGAAACCAAUGUCUUAAGAGGUUUUGUAAAACUUAUUGACUAUUCAUGGGUUAUAUUUACUUUGCUUCCCUCGAAUCCUGAAAAAUUAUAAGUUAUUAUAUAAAGUUUUGAAAUAAUUAGUAAAUUAGAUUAAUUUAAAUAUUGCCAUUUAUGAAGAUUUAACAAUUUUCAGAUGGACAAAGUAUUGGGCCACCUCCCCCAAACAUGCCAAUAAAUAAGUAAAGCCUUUGAAUGAGAUUAAGGGGAUAAAUUAUAAUCAAUCGACUUGUACUUUUUUGUAGAAUCAUAAGCAUUCCCAUAUGAGACACAUUACUAACAAUCUGUUCUACAUCUGAUUUACUUUCUUUAGCAUUAAAGCAUGUUAUAGAAUAGACCAAUUCAGAAAUCAAAAGAGCAAGUAGAAUACGAUACAUGUAUCUGAUUUUGCAUUAUUGAUCAUGGACAAAUGAAGGAUCGCUUACAUUACAGUGAAUAAACCUGUAAUUACAAUUAUCGUUGUAAACAUUAUCAGAUCUAUUCAAUGUUAAUGCAAUCAGGUAGCAAAAUGAUAAUAUUGUAGGAAAUAU